Messenger RNA from Onychostoma macrolepis, 2656 nucleotides. RefSeq names its product EF-hand calcium-binding domain-containing protein 4A. Gene Ontology annotation, molecular function: calcium ion binding. The record is from RefSeq and is a predicted model, not a curated record. NCBI's taxonomy places the organism in Eukaryota, Metazoa, Chordata, Actinopteri, Cypriniformes, Cyprinidae. Bases 624 to 1853 code for a protein of 409 amino acids. The transcript is spliced from 9 exons.
AGAUAGAUAUUGUAAACGCAUUUUAUUGACCUAUAUCAACCAUUGGCUCCCUAUAUAUCCGUAUUAUUGGCCCAUAUCAGUCGAGUUUCUCUGUGCUAUUGCAGACGUGGAACAGGUCACUCAAGCAGGCUGGACAUUUACUGAAGGAGUAGUUCUGUUUUCUUUAGCUUCCCUGUAAAAUCACAAAACCAUCAUGUGAUCACAACUGCUACAUAAUAUCAGUACAAACAGAUGUUAUUGCGAUAUGGCAUUAGUGCGGGGGAAUUACAGCCAGGUAAUAUUGAGCGUCUCAGGUCAGAAAACAUAGCACCUGUUUGAAGAACUGUUUAACAUCCUGGUUAAUGAUUAUUUGUGGAUAUGUAAGAAGCAGGAUAUUUCAAAUGCCCUCAGCAUUUUCCAUCAAUAAAGCUGACUUUGACCGAUUAAAUAAAGUCAGUGUUUAACUAAAUCACAGUUGAAGUGCAGUAAUAUUAAUGAAUGCAAAGUUAAUGUUCUAACAACAAAUUUCUAGCAUCAAGCUUUUUUUUUUCUUAUCAUUGUUUAACCUGGUUUGACCACAUUAGCGACAUUUUCUUACCAGCUGGUUAUUUUUAUUCCUGUCCGGCUGCUCUCUUUCUGCAGUUAUGUCUAGCUGGUUGAAGGACGGGGUGGUGCUGGAGGGGACAGGCAGUGGUCAGAUGUCGCCCCGCUCCAGACUGCGGACCCCCUUGCCGAGUCGGACGGCAAGGUUACACUCGUCAAACGAUGCAACCUCUCCUGACUCAGACAGACAGGACAGAAUGAGCAAAGCUAAAGAGCUCUUUGAGCUGUGUGAUAAAGAGGGGAAAGGAUUCAUCACGAAGAGAGACAUGCAGUGGCUUCAGCAAGAGCUUCCUCUGUCUCCUGAGCAGUUGGAAUCAGUGUUUGAGAGUUUGGACAGAGACAGAAAUGGUUACCUCACACCCCUUGAGUUCCACACGGGCCUAGGAGAGCUUGUUGGCUCUGGGCCGGAGGAGAGAGCGAGGAGCGGAGAGGGAGAGAUGGUCGGAGAGGAGAGAGUAGAGCCGAUGGAGAUCCGAUUCACACACAUCCUCAUGGAGCUGGGAGCUGAUAAACUCUUCAAAGAUCAGUGGGAGCUGUGUACUCUGUGGUUUGAGCUCCAGAGGGACAAACCUGAGCUGCUGGGUGUUUUGGAAGAGGUUCUUUCCUACACUGUGUCUCAUCUUCAGGAUGCACUCAAAGAGAGAGAGAAUUUAGAACAGGCACUGUACAGGAGAGAGGAAGAUCAUGACCGAGUGGUUCGGUCCAUGUAUGAAGACAUGGAGAGUCAGUUAAAAGAAGAAAGAGAGAAACGACAAGCUCUGGACAGCAUGAGGCAAGGAGACAAGAAAGAGCAGCUACUGCAAGAACUGAGGAUGCGAGAACAAGAACUUGAGUUCACACUCACCAAACAGAGAGAGUUGGAGAGCAAGAUCAACAAUCUAAGCACUGAUCAGACUGACACUCGCGGGGAGAACCGCCGACUGCAGAACAUCAACCAGCAGCUGCAGGACCAACUGGACCAGAGCCGAGAGGAGCUCCAGCAUGCUCUGAGCCAACUACAACAACUACAGAACACCAUCAAACAACAGCAGAGGGGCAAAGAGAGAGAAGUCCUGAAAGUGUCCCAAAACAUGCAGAAAGAACGGGAAAGCCUCAUGAGACAGCUGGAUCUUCUCCGAGACAUGAACAAGCGUCUUCGGGAUGAUAAAGAUGCCCAUCAGACACAGAAGAUGGUUAGUCAAAAAAAACCCUUCAUGUCUCCCACUCCUUACCCACCAUGCCGCUGUGUUCACGCCUUCUCGCCAUGGGUGCGCUCUAUUUACCCGUAUUAACCCUGCCUUUUGCCCAUGUAACAUAACCCACAAUGCAUACCUGCAGAAUGUGCAGCUAAAUGCGAACAGAUACAUUCAUCUGGAUGUAUUCCUAUGGCUUCUGCGAGCCCAUGUUACCUCGAGAAUUUGAAAUGUUGUGGAUGACGCCAGCCAUGCACUCUUCUGGAAUAUUCACAUUUUCCAGGUGCAGCUCUGGUUAGUUUAUUCUCGGGAGAGCCUUGUUCCGUUCGUCAGCCUCCAAGAGGAACAAAAACUAAUGACUUGAAGGAAACUCAAUGAAAGACCUUGUGUGGAACAUUUGAAACUGUGAAUAUGGAAUUUAGCCAAUGUGCGCCAGUGAAAUGAGUCACAUUAGGAGAAAGAUUGUUCCUUGUUCGGUCUGUUACAGAAACGAGUGUGAUUCCAAGAUAAUGGUUAUUUCUGUUUAAGAAGAGCCUUAAUCACUUCAUUCCCCUCAUUUUUUAUUUAUUUUAUUUUAUUUUUUACAAAGAAAGCCAGUCAGAAAAAAAAAAGAAAAAUAACAUAUAUGUCACUUAAUUUACCAAUUACAUUUCAGUGCCUUGAAAUAUAUGGCACUUUACCUCAUUAACUCUUAUCUUAUUUCAUAUUUUUAACUUUUUGUACUUGUAAUUUAGUACAGUUUUGUUUGGUAGUUUCUUUUGAAAUGAGCAGUUCUGUCCAAUGACAGUUUAUGUGUUUGGUCUCUGAUUGACGCAAAAUGAACAAAAUGUAGAUUAUGUUAAGAUUUAAAGUUGAACAAAUGGAUAUGUUGUCAGACAGUAAACAAUAAAAAAGUUUAUUUA